This is a messenger RNA of Ctenopharyngodon idella (grass carp), 6731 nucleotides long. It is a transcript of the gene cspg4ba, whose product is annotated as chondroitin sulfate proteoglycan 4ba. The record is from RefSeq and is a predicted model, not a curated record. The coding region runs from base 168 to 6500 and encodes 2110 amino acids. The transcript is spliced from 10 exons. Lineage: Eukaryota; Metazoa; Chordata; Actinopteri; Cypriniformes; Xenocyprididae.
CGGAGUUUCUCUACCAGAGCUCCCCGCUUGCUGCUCGACCGGACAAGUUUGUGAAAAGAUUUUAAAGUGAGGAGUAACCGAGCAGCCAUGAAUCUGUUAACACAAUGACUUUAAAACACACUCUUUCUCCAUUUCAUGCGGAAUGAACACACUGGAUUGAUGUUAAAAUGAGAGCGAUCCUUUUAAACGGACUACUCUUGCUCUUUGUCGGACUCGCACAAGGGGCUUCAUUCUAUGGUGAUGGAUUUGUGCAGUUAAAAGGAACAGAGACGUCUAGCCGUAACACACUGCACGUUCGUUUCCGCACCUCCAGCCUGAGUGGCCUGCUUUUCCUGGCUGCAGGGCAGAAUGAUUUCCUGUUGCUGGAGAUGAAUGCUGGCAGACUGCAGGUAAGGUUGGAUCUGGGCUCUGGAGAGCAGAUCCUUCUCUCAGAGAGUGGAACCCAGCUAAAUGAUCUGGCCUGGCACACUGCAGAGCUUCUCCAUGAAAUCUAUAAUGUCACACUGACUGUGGACAACCACUCCAAGACCAGCCUGCGAAUGUCAGGCCCAGAGCGAGAGCUGCACAUCAACGACGGCCUAUAUGUGGGUGGUACGGGAGGUUUGGAUCAAGCUUAUCUGUCCAGCGAUCUCAAUGGGUUCCGUGGUUGCCUCGAUGAAGUAAUAUUUAAUCAGCACAAUCUACUUUCAUCGCUGAGGUCCUACUCUGGAUUCAAGAAUGUUUAUGAGGUUUCCCUAGGAUGCAGCCCACAGUUUUUUGCCAAUGAGGAUGACCCGAUCAGUUUUUUCAGCUCACAGGCUUACAUAUCCCUACCUCCUUGGACGGCACAACAUGAGUGGGCUUUUGAAUGCUCAAUCCACACAUCAGCUGAAGAAGGGAUCAUCAUGUACAGCUCAGCUCGACAGGGAGAUUUUGUCGCCCUGGAGAUCCAGAAAGGUCUCCUUCUUGCUGUGGUUGGUAAAGAUGGAAGUAAAACAGAACUACGUUCCCUCACCUUCAUCAACGACAACAAAUGGCAUGACGUUAAGCUCUUUUUCACUCCAAAAAGCCUCCAACUCACAGUAGAUGGAGAGACUGGAAAGUCCAUCAUAAGCUCCAGAUCAAAAGCCUUUCAUCUGAAAGGUUUCCUUUUCCUUGGGGGAAUCGAUGACGGCACACGUUCUGAGGUCAGAAAGGUGGGUCUUUCCUCGGUAGCAGGGAAGCGUGUUAAAGGUGGCUCCUUCAAAGGAUGCUUCAGAGACAUUAAAAUAAAUGAUGUCAAAAUGGGUCUCCCCAAUGCUGUGGUAACCAAAGACAUCUCUGUUGGCUGUGAUCCUGAAAAGGAUCUGGAUAUAAGCACCACAGUGAGCCCAACAACCCUUCCCAUGACCCUCGUUGACUCUGUCACUCAGCUGCCACCCACCGAUGCGUCCACCCUAGCCAAAGGUCUUGUCAAGAAGUAUGGACACAAUUUUCUACAGCUUAAGAACCUUGUUGUCCCGGAAGGGGGUUGGGGAGCCUUGGAUUCUAAGCAUAUUAAAGUAAACCUCGAUUUCAAGAAGCUUGGCAUCCGUCAGUCUCAGAUCAUCUUUAGGAUUGAAGAGCAGCCGGUGCAUGGUCAACUUAGGCUUGACGUAGACCAAGAGCAGGCUGAACAUACAUUCAGCAUGUUGGAUUUGUGGCACGGCAGGGUGAUGUACAUCCAUGGGGGAUCUGAAGACCCACUGGACUACUUCAUGUUCUCUGUAUUCUCCAGUAGCAGAAAGGAGGUGCCAAGCUAUCUGAAGGGACACAAGUUGUACCGAUAUAAUGUCACUGUUACGCCAACGAAUGAUGCUCCUGAGUUGAGUCUACCUGAGGGGAAUCUGUUUAUUCUUCUAGAGAACUCCAAGAAGAGGCUGACCACUGAUGUUCUGAAGGCCAUAGACAUUGACAGCAAUUACACAGACCUUGUUUAUUCAGUGUUAGGGAACCUUAAUGCAGAUGCAGGAUAUUUGGAGAACGAAAACAAUGCUGGUACACCAGUAGCUUCUUUCUCCCAUUCAGCUCUUGUAGACGGUAAGAUAAAUUAUGUCCACACUGGUGUGAGGAACUCUAGGAUUGUGUUAAGAGUCAGUGAUGGAGAGAAGGUGAGUAACACAGUGGUGCUUAGAAUAAUGGCUGUGGGACUUGAGUAUAAAAUCUCCAAUAACACGGGUCUGGAAGUGACUCAAGGAGAGAUGUUUCUGUUAAGCACCAACCAACUGGCUGUCUGGACAAAUGCAUUCAAGCAGGUGGUUGACAUUCGUUAUGAUGUAAUUGAGCCACCAAGAUUUGGUGAACUCCAAAGGAUGCACUCAAGUGGAGAGUGGAAGAUCACCAGCUCGUUUUCUCAAAGAGUUCUUGAAAAGGAGCGUUUGAGGUACCUCAGCACCUACCAGUCCAUUCAAACAAGUAAUAGUACUGACCACUUCAAGUGUAAAGUAACUGUGGCCUCCAGAGCUACUGAAGAACUAGUGUUUCCCAUAAAGGUAAAGUGGAUAGACUACACAAUAGAGAACAAUGAACCCCUAGAGUUGGACAAAAUUACGAAAGCUGUAAUUGACCCUGAGCAUCUGUAUGCAACAGCACACGGUGUGAGCUUGUCUGAGGAUGAGCUUUGUUUUAGAUUGUUGACUUUACCAAAAAGAGGAAUAAUUGAAGUGAAUAAUGCCAAGUUGGAUGUGAAUUCCACAUUUUGUCAAAGGGAUAUCACAAAUCUGAAAGUCAAAUACCAACUAGUGGAAAGAUCGUAUGAGGACACCAGUGAUGAAUUUGUUUUCCAUGUAUUCUCAAAGCAUGCACAUUCUGCUAGUCACAUUUUUAGAAUCAAUAUUAAAGCAGAUGUCAACAGCAUCUUCAUGACAAACAAUGGGCUGUCACUUCUUGAAGGUGAAAGCAAACUCAUCACAAAGGAUGAAUUGUUUGCUGAAACUCUAAGCACUAAGAAAAUGUACUAUACGAUCACAAAGAUGCCGCACCAUGGGAAGCUAAUGCGAAUCAACUUGUCCAACUCUACCAAAGACUUUGACAAUAUUAUGUCCUUUACCAAUCAGGAUGUUCUAGAAGGGCGUAUUAUGUAUGUUCAUGAUGACAGUGAAACAACUCUUGAUAGUUUUACCUUCAUAGCCUCCACAGGUUCAGUAACAAAGCUUUCUAUAAGAGAUAAUGACAUUGGCUCCAAGGAAGGCAUUUUUAACAUCUCAAUACAGCUGGUUAAUGAUGAGAAACCCAUCCGCAUUGUAGACAAAGUUUUUCAUGUUGUCAGAAAUGGACAGAGAUUACUUACACUCGAUGACCUUUGCUACCAUGACGCAGAUUCAGACUUUGGUGAUGGGCAGCUUGUUUACACCCGGCGUGGUAUCCCGAUGGGGGAUUUGGUUCUUGUGAAUGACACGUCACAUAAGCUGUACCAGUUUCGCCAAGAAGACUUGGAACAGAAACGAGUGCUGUUCAUUCACCAUGGGAUGAACUCUGGGCGUUUUGUCCUCUUUGUGUCAGAUGGCAAGCACUAUGUGUCCUCUCUGUUGGAUAUUAGCGCACAGGAUGCUUAUUUAAAAAUUGGCAACAACACAGGCCUGUUGGUUCAGAAAGGGCAAGCCAAGACGCUUAGUAAUGCUAACUUUAGUGUGGAUACAAAUCUUGACAUCCGAAAUGACAAUGAAAUAAUAUUCAAAGUCCAAGAGGCUCCAAAACAUGGCAGUCUGUAUUUAAAAGACAGCAAGACAGAGUCAUUCACCCAGAAUGACCUGAGAAAUGGUUACUUGUCUUAUCAUCAUGACAACAGUAAGAAUCUUGCUGAUGUUUUUACACUCCUGGUGGAAGUAAAAGACCUUCGACUUGAUGUUAAAAUUCAUGUGAAGGUGUACCUGGAAAGCCAUCAAAGGCCACCCAUCAUCCUUCAUAACAAAUCCUUGCUGGUGGAGGAGGGGAAACCAGUCAAGAUCGAGAGCAGUAAACUAAAGGUGACUCAUGAGGCUAGUUCACCCUCAGAAAUAACUUUCACCAUCCUAGUUGCUCCAUCUCAUGGCUAUUUACGGCAUUUUAUUGAGAGUAAAGAUCAGUACCAAGGAACACUAGAGGACCCAUUAGUGACCUUUUCCCAGCGGGAUGUUAAUGAUGGCAACAUUCAGUAUGUACAGGUGGCACCUGGCCAAGAGAGUGAUUCAUUCACCCUGGAGGCCAGCAACGGGGUCGCAGAGGUCAGUGACAUCAUCAUGUCUGUGGAUAUCAUCCCACGCCUUAUACCCAUUGAGGUAUCCAAUAUCACUCUGAAGGAAGGGGCAUCUAAAGCUCUCACAGAGGACAUCAUCAGAGUAACAAACCCACAUUUCUCAGGCCUCAAUUUUGUGUACCACGUCUCAGAGGGUCCCCUCCAUGGCCGCAUUGAGAAUUCACGUUUCCCUGGGAUUUCCACAACUUACUUUACAAGGAAGCAGGUGGAGCAGGAGUUUAUUUAUUAUAUCCACGACAACACCGAAACCUUGGAAGACCACUUUACUGUCACAGCAAAUGACACAGACCUGCGAAAACACAGUGCACCAUGGACUGUGCAUGUCCAGAUCACAGCCGUCAAUGACGAGCCUCCAGCCAUUACAGCCAACAGGGUUCUCAGGGUGUGGGUUGACUCUGUCACAGAAAUCACCAGUGAGGAUCUGAAUGCAGAAGAUGAGGACACGAUCCCUGAGCAGCUGGAGUACAUCAUUACCCAACCCAGCAAUGGUCACCUGGCUCUGAAGACUGCCCCUAACAGGCCCAUCAUGAACUUUACUCAAGCUCACAUUGACCAGCGACAACUGCUUUUUGUACAUAGUGGCCCAAUGGCAGGAGGCUUCAACUUUCAAGUGAAUGAUGGUGUGAACUUUGCUCCCAGACAGAUAUUCAGUAUUACAGCUCGUGCCCUGGUUCUUACUCUAGAGAAAGCUGGACCUCUUAAGGUGUUUCCAGGCUCCUUAUCCUUGAUUUCAAACAACAUUCUUCAGGCCAUAACAAAUGACGAUACUGGCAUUACAAAUCGGACCAUUUAUUUUACUGUGAUCAAUCCUCCUAAAUUUGGAAAACUGGUCAGUUUGCAGGCAGACAAGACCACAACAGAUAUUUCAUCCUUCACACAAAAAAUGGUGGAUGCGAGUGAAGUAGCAUAUCAGCAAAGUCAUGGGACCUCUUUGGGAUGGGCAGCACUAGAUAAGUUCAUAUUUACUGUGUCGUCUCCUCCUGCUAUGCUUGAAACCCAGACGUUUGACAUUGACAUUUCUUACGAAAAUAUUGGACCUGAACAAACUUCUGUGCUCCUCAAAAAUAAAGGUGUGGAGGUAACUGAAGGAGAAAAAGUGCUAAUUGAUAAAUCAAUGCUGGAUGCAUCCAAUCUUAUGACUAAACAACCUGAAUCCAAGCGCAGUUCUUAUGAGGUUUGGUACCAGGUCACAUCUCUUCCACAGCAUGGCGUCAUCAUCGUUGGGGAACGAAACCUUACAAAAGAAAAGCCCAAUUUUUCUCAGUUCAUUCUAAACAAGUAUGGAAUCACAUACCAUCACGACAACUCUGAGACCACCCGUGACCAUUUUGACUUUGAUGUAUAUCUCAACCUAAAGAGCAAACCACCAUCCCGCCCCCUAGAUACAGAGGUCGUGUCAGAAACAUUCAACAUCACUAUAAUCCCCAUAAAUGAUCAACCACCUGUUCUGAAAACCAAAGCCCCCAGCCUCAAAGUUGUUCAAGGGGACACUGUGGCUAUCGGACCCAACAACUUAAGUGUGGUUGACCUGGAUAACCCACCCACUGAAAUCCAAUACACUGUGAUUAGCAAACCUAGCAAUGGUUUCCUAGCCAUUGCAGAGCGCUUGAAUGAGUCGGUGGACUCUUUCUCACAGGCUCAGAUCAAUAAUAGAGAGGUGUUAUUUGUCCACGAUGGCAGUCCUUCAUCUGGAGCGUUCUACUUCAGCGUCACCGACGGUCAUCAUCGUCCGUUAUAUAAACUGUUCAAUCUGGAAGUGAUAGAGAUCACUGUUUCGCUUGUUAACAACACAGAGGUGCUACUGGACCAGGGACACACCUCUGUAACCCUCACACGGUCACACCUCGCCGCAGUGACCAAUGGUAAAAACACUACAGUGCACUAUAAAAUCACAGUACCGCCACAAUACGGUAAACUCCUACUGGACAAUGAGGAGGUCACUGUUUUCAGUCAAGAUGAUCUCCAGGCGGAAAAGCUAAGGUAUCACAUGGUCAACCUUGAGUCAUCCCAUGAUAACUUUGAGUUUGCGGCCUUUACAACAGAAGCGAACCUAACUAACCAAGUAGUUAAUAUCACUGUGAAACCUCUCAUUAAGUACACAGAGGGGGCAACGUUUCCAAACGGAAUUCGAAUUAAGCUGAAGCCACAUUUGCUAAAUGUGUCUGAACUGGCUUUGUUGAGUGGUGAUGAUCCAGUGUUUGAAAUUACAUUACUACCGGAGAAAUGGCAUGAUUAUCAGGGCGACCAGCGGCAAGAAAAGGAAAGCUGAAUCUGUGAGCUUUUUCACUUUUAGUGAACUACAGCAGGAGAAACUGGCCAUUGAGUUGAAGGCAAACCUGACGGGCGUCCAUGAAGUAAAUGACUCUUUCAGAUUUGUGCUUAAAGCCAAAAACGUCCAACCUGCCAAUGGAAUUUUCGCUUUCAGCAUUGUACCUCAUGUUCCCACUUUGGAGAUGUCAACAAUGAUCCCAGCGUCUACGAUCAGACCUGUUUUUCAUAA